CUGCCGGCCGGCGGUCCCAGGCCGGUGGACCGUUGGCGGAGGCCUGAGCGCGAGCUGUCUGGACACGCUUGAGCCAUCGGGUUCCGGAUGCGGGCCGCCAGGAGCGAAGCCGCGAGGGAGGCGCCGGGCGCAGGGCGGGCUUUCCCUCCCCGCGGGAGUCAUCGCGGCACGCAUUUGUCAGACUGAGCAGGCGGUGGGCCUGAUGGCCGAGGACAUCAGCCAAGAAGCCCUGGCGGGAACAGGCACUCUGUGGGCGGCCCUCAGGGCACUCCUGCCCGGCACUAAAGAGGAGCUGCGGCUGGACCUCAGCGAGAGAGUGGAGAGGGGCGUGGCGCUGCUGCUGCAGCAGGCCACCGACCUCUUCUACAGGGGCCGGAGGGCCGAGUGUCUGCAGACAAGCGAGGUCAUCCUCGACUACAGCUGGGAGAGACUCAACACCGGGGCCUGGCAGGACGUGGACAAGGACUGGCGUCGUGUGUACUCCUUCGGCUGCCUUCUGAAAACCAUGUGUCUGUGUGAGGCGCCUGGGGACGCUACCACCGUGGCCACGGCCCUGAAAGUCUGUGACAUGGGCCUGCUGAUGGGGGCGGCCAUCUUUGAGGACAUCCUCAUUAGAGUCGCUGCCGUCCUCCAGACGCACCUUCUCUCUGGAAAAAGGCCUGCCCGAGGCCCAACCCAGGAGCCGCCCAUCACGAAGAAAGCCAGGGCGGAGCGAGCCUCGAGUCCAGACGUGACGGCGGGAGGAGCGGUGCCCCGGCUGCACUGCCCGUCCCUUCAGCAUUUCCGGGAGCGCUACCUGCUGCCCCAGAGGCCCGUGAUCCUGGAGGGCGUGGUGGACCACUGGCCAUGCAUGAGGAAGUGGAGUUUGGAGUAUAUCCAGGAAAUUGCUGGCUGCCGAACGGUCCCAGUGGAGGUUGGCUCCAGGUACACAGACGAGGAGUGGUCUCAGAGACUCAUGACGGUCAGCGAGUUCGUCGGCCAGUACAUCCUGAAUGAGCCGAGGGACGUUGGGUACCUGGCGCAGCACCAGCUCUUCGACCAGAUCCCAGAGCUGAAGCAGGACAUCGGCAUCCCCGAUUACUGUUGCCUGGGCGACGGGGAGGAGGAGGACAUCACCAUUAAUGCCUGGUUUGGGCCCCCGGGCACCGUCUCCCCUCUGCACCAGGACCCCCAGCAGAACUUCCUAGCCCAGGUGAUCGGAAGGAAGUACAUCCGGCUGUAUUCCCCGCAGGAGUCGGAGGCUCUAUAUCCUCAUGACACGCACCUUCUCCACAACACGAGCCAGGUGGACGUGGAGCAUCCUGACUUGGAGAAGUUCCCCAAGUUUGCUGAGGCCCCAUUCCUGUCCUGCAUCCUGUCUCCUGGAGAGGUCCUGUUCAUCCCAGUUAAGUACUGGCAUUACGUGCGAGCCUUGGACUUGAGCUUCUCAGUCAGCUUCUGGUGGUCCUAGCCAGGCUUGGUGGGAGGACCCACCUGGGGUCCCAAUGUAGGGCCCUGAGAUCUAGAGCCAAGAUAGCCAAGCCUGAGCCCCGAAGAGGCCUCCAGGGGGCUGGGCCAGGUGUGCAUGGCAGAAGCACGUGGCAUGCAGUCUGGCACCCGCCUGCACCUGGGCAUUGUGAGGCCUGGGAUGUUUGGGAACCGGGCAGGUGAUGCGUGCAGUGGCCAAUCCUGGGCUCUGGGGUCAGCUGCCUGGGUUAAACCCUGCCGUGUGAUUUGGGGCCAGCACAGCACCAUCUUCUCACCUCGGAGGGUUCAAGGCUACCUCUCCACAGUAGUAGCUACUGCCGCUGAUCUUGUUAUGAGCGUCACACACUUCUUUGUCAUGACUGGGUCUGUGCAGACGGCCACACUUGCAGACUGGAGACAGGUGGGCAUGGCCCUGGUGACAGGGCAGGUCCUUACCAGCUUGCAAUACAGCUCAGGCCUCUGCUGGGGACGUUUCUGUGGUCACUGCCAAGGAGUGCAUGCAUCUUCUAAGCUUGACGAAUUCUCACGUGCAUCUUCACCAGCGGCUGGUCCCAAAGCAGGAAACAACCAUUGCCAGCACCCAGAAACUGCCUCCCGCCCCACAGCCUCCAUCCUCCCAGGGUCACUGAUGUCUGGGGAGAGGCCCAGGCUUCAGGCUUCCCAUAAACAUGUUUGUUUUGCGUUUUGACCACUAAGACUUUCCCCAGCCCUCGGACUGAAGACGGGCAUAUCCCAUCAGCUGGCAUCACAAAAGUCUCAGCCUUGCAAUGAGAUGGGUCACAUUUCUGCAAUAUUGUCUAGAUCUGACAACAUUCAUCACACCAGUGACCAAGGGGUAAAGACUAACCUGUUCCAAACCAAUCAUAAAGGGAAUUUUAAAAACUGGUCAACCUUAAAAAAAAGUACAAUUUUACUAAUACUCAAAAAUGUGCAGAUUAUAACAAAGGCUACUGGCUGAAUUAAAACCAUUUUAAAACUUA
Pteropus alecto (black flying fox) is the source of this 2447-nucleotide messenger RNA. It is a transcript of the gene KDM8, whose product is annotated as lysine demethylase 8. The transcript is spliced from 8 exons. Bases 203 to 1450 code for a protein of 415 amino acids. NCBI's taxonomy places the organism in Eukaryota, Metazoa, Chordata, Mammalia, Chiroptera, Pteropodidae. Gene Ontology annotation, molecular function: histone H3K36 demethylase activity. The record is from RefSeq and is a predicted model, not a curated record. Gene Ontology annotation, cellular component: nucleus.